AUGUCAGGUGAAGUGAAACUCUUUGUUGUGGUAAUUUAUCUCCGUGCAAAUUUGACUGCUGAAAGACAUAUCAUUGCUCAGCCUGGUGCAGAUAGGAAGGUAUUCAUUGCCCAGAAAGAUUUUGACCUUACAAAGGCCAAUGAGGCAGUCACAUUCCUUUGUGAGAUGUACAGCCUCAAGCAGGAGCUUGACAAUUUAGGGGGCAUACUUGAUCCAAAGAACAAGAAAUGCCUUGGUGGUAUCAAGGUUGCCACUUCCGAGGUGAUUUCUCUUACGUCACAGGCUCAGAACAACAAAACACUGAUAAUGACAUUGACCUCAGUCUCUGAAGAUCAUUGUGAAGCCAGUGGCGCUCAGGAUGAUCUCAGGAUCUUUGAUGUAGAUGAUAUUCAAGGUAUUUUGAGAAAAAUGCAUUACAAGAUGUCAUUCAUUGUGUUUGGGUAUCCAUUCCUCGCCUUGGUGUCAAAUGUUGAGGAUGAUUCUCAACAAGGAUAUCUCAAGUUCGUGAAAGAGGGGCAACAGGAGAUCGAGAUCUUGUGA
Molecule: messenger RNA, 540 nt
Organism: Suillus subaureus
Lineage: Eukaryota; Fungi; Basidiomycota; Agaricomycetes; Boletales; Suillaceae
Exons: 3
Coding region: 1-540 (179 amino acids)
Source: RefSeq, a predicted model, not a curated record